Molecule: messenger RNA, 2462 nt
Organism: Ficedula albicollis (Collared flycatcher)
Lineage: Eukaryota; Metazoa; Chordata; Aves; Passeriformes; Muscicapidae
Product: guanylate cyclase soluble subunit beta-2-like
Exons: 15
Coding region: 16-2379 (787 amino acids)
Biological process (GO): cGMP biosynthetic process; response to oxygen levels
Cellular component (GO): guanylate cyclase complex, soluble
Molecular function (GO): heme binding; guanylate cyclase activity
Source: RefSeq, a predicted model, not a curated record
CAGUACAUCUUUUCCAUGUUCAUAUGUUUGCUUUUGCAGUAUGGAUUUAUUAACACGUGCCUGAAGUCUUUGGUGGUUGAAAAGUAUGGUGAAGAAACAUGGGAAAAAUUAAGGCUGCAGGCUGGAGUCCAGGAUUCUUUCCUGACUUUUGAGGUUUACAAAGAUGAGAUCACAAUGCAGCUUGUUGACAAAGCCUGCAAAGUAUUAGGUGUUCCUGCUGACCUUGUUCUGAGGGAGUUUGGAAAGUAUUUCUUUGAAUUCUGUAAGCGCUCAGGCUAUGACCACAUGCUGAGGACACUGGGUGGAAAUCUCUACGAGUUCAUAGAGAACCUGGAUGCAUUGCACAGCUACCUGUCCCUUUCUUACCAGGAGAUGAAUGCACCAUCUUUUAGAGUAGAAAAGAAUGAAGAUGGGUCAAUGCACUUACAUUACUAUUCAGACAGAAGAGGUCUGUGCCAUAUUGUGCCAGGAAUCAUCGGUGCAGCAGCCCUGGAUUUUUUUAACAUUGAGAUUUCAAUGAAAAUAGUCAAUCAAACAGAAGAAGAAGAAAGAACCGGGAAAAAAGAACAUAUUGUAUUUCUUGUCACUCAAAACCCUCUAUUUCCAUCCAAGGGAAGAAAGGAAUUUUCUUCCUCAUCUCAGUGUCCUGUUGACUCUGAAAAACAAAUUGAGAACCAACUGAAUGAAGAGGACCUUGAAAAGGCCAAGAAUGCAAAUGGAGACACAGGAAACUCUGUUUGUCCUGUUAAGAAAAGUCACUGGAAAACAUUGAGAGGAAUAAUCACAUUAGGAAAAGGUAAGCUCCUGAGAGGAUUUGAUCCUGUUUAUCCCAAGAGCCUCUGGAUUGACACAAAAACAUUUUGCAAUGGACUUCCUUUUCAUAUGGUUUUUGACAAAGAGCUCAAAGUGAAGCAAGCUGGGGUGAGCAUUCAAAAGAUUGUUCCUGGCAUUCAGACCAUGGGCAUCUCCUUGGAUCAGUACUUCAGGAUCGUUCAUCCAGAAGUUCCCUUCACCAUCUCCAGCAUUCAGAAGUUCAUCAACAGCCAAUUUGUUUUCCAGACUAGAAGGGAGAUGAUGCCUGAGUCGUGGAGAGAGCGGCCAAUGCUAGAGCUGAGAGGGCAGAUGAUGUGGAUGGAGUCCCUGCAGUGCAUGCUGUACCUGUGCUCGCCCCUGCUCCGCACCCUGCACGAGCUGGAGGAGCGGCAGAUGCACCUGGCCGACAUCGCGCCCCACGACGCCACCCGGGACCUGAUCCUGCUCAACCAGCAGCGCCUGGCCGAGAUGGAGCUCUCCAACCAGCUGGAGAGGAAGAAGGAGGAGCUGCGCGUCCUGUCCAAGCACCUGGAGGAGGAGAAGAAGAAGACUGAAGCUCUGCUCUACGCCAUGCUUCCCCAGCACGUGGCCAACCAGCUGAAAGAGGGCAAGAGAGUUGAGGCAGGAGAGUUCAAGGAGUGCACUAUACUCUUCAGUGAUGUGGUGACCUUUACCAACAUCUGUGCCCAGUGUGAGCCUAUUCAGAUAGUUCUCAUGUUAAAUUCAAUGUACCUGAGAUUUGACAGGCUGACCACAGUGCACGAUGUGUACAAGGUGGAGACCAUUGGAGAUGCCUACAUGGUGGUGGGUGGGGUCCCCGUGCCUGUGCCCACUCACGCUGAGCGAGUUGCUAAUUUUGCCCUGGGCAUGAUAAUGGCAGCCAAAGGAGUACAGAACCCAGUUUCUGGAAAUCCUAUCCAAAUUCGAGUUGGGAUCCAUACAGGUCCUGUCCUGGCGGGGGUGGUUGGAGAGAAGAUGCCUCGUUACUGCUUGUUUGGGGACACGGUGAACAUCGCCUCCCGCAUGGAGAGCCACGGCGUCCCCAGCAAAAUCCACCUCAGCUCCAGUGCCUACCAGUGCCUAAAAUACAAGAAUUUUGAGAUUACUGAAAGAGGAGAAAUAGAAGUAAAAGGCAAAGGGAAAAUGCACACAUACUUCCUCAUUAGAAACAAAUCUGCAACUGAGAAUGAGAUUAUGGGAAGGCCAAUGAAAGAUUUAGAUUCUGGCCAUGAAUCUGUUCAGUCCAUUCCAGAAGGCAAGACUGAAACUAUGCCAAGUUCUCAUCAGCCAGCUACUCAGACUCAGCAAAAGAAGGACCAGACCCCAGCUGUUGCAAUGAAGUAUGUUGAUGGCCCCACAGAUGCACAAAACAGCCUCAAAAGAAGAAACCAGAUGAAAGUUGGAGAUUUAACAGGCAAAACUUGUGAUUCCAAAAGCGAUGGGAGUCUCCAUGGCAACCAGCAUGCAGAUGAUGGUCCUCGUCCUCCAAACCAGGCAAGAGUCAAACCUGCUGCUGAAGAGCCACAGAAUAGAAAUGUUCGCUCUAAUUUUUGCACUUUACUCUAAGUUUCUUACUUUUACAUGAAACAGAGGAAUUUUAUUAUGAUUUUGUGCAUUUUGCUCUUAGGGAACUGAUUUUGUAUAUAAGU